CAAAAUCAACUACGAUAUAGAGACAUCACAACAACCAUGGCCGCCCCUAUUGACAAAUCAGAACCGUACUUCCCUGUCGCCGGCUGCGCCCGUGAUGGCUGGUCCAAAGAAGACUCUGCAACAGCAACCUGUUAUUGCGGCGCCGUGCAGCUUGCAUUUCCCACCAAAGCUCCGGGUCUAUAUAGCGGGGCGUUCACCUGCCAUUGUACCGACUGCCGCAAGAUCACGGCGUUGAUGUUCACCUCAACUUUUACCAUCCUUGACACCCAUCUCACCCAUAUUCGUGGCAGGGAGAACUUGACAGCUUUCGCUCAAUCGCAGACAACCAACUCAAGCAGGACUAUGACCAAUUAUUUCUGUAAGACUUGUGGUACACUCAUGUAUCGUGUUGGAACGAAGGGAGCGAGCAUCCUACGUCUUGGCACUGUCGAUGACUUCCAUCUGCACGAGGCGAAGCUUAAGCCGAACCGUGAGAUAUGGACUAAAGACCGUGUAGGUUGGGUGAGUCCUAUUGAGGGGCUCAGCAGUUUGAGAAGUCGCGUAGUGGGGCGUCUGUAGCUGAGCAAACCAACAAGGAGACCUAGAGGUAGGAAAAAUUGUAACCUAUGAAGUCGAGUCAAGGACAAGAAAUUUUAUGAC
Mollisia scopiformis is the source of this 639-nucleotide messenger RNA. RefSeq lists its product as uncharacterized. The transcript has a single exon. The coding region runs from base 37 to 558 and encodes 173 amino acids. Gene Ontology annotation, molecular function: carbon-sulfur lyase activity. Lineage: Eukaryota; Fungi; Ascomycota; Leotiomycetes; Helotiales; Mollisiaceae. The record is from RefSeq and is a predicted model, not a curated record.